This is a messenger RNA of Microtus ochrogaster (prairie vole), 3984 nucleotides long. It is a transcript of the gene Plekha1, whose product is annotated as pleckstrin homology domain containing A1. The record is from RefSeq and is a predicted model, not a curated record. NCBI's taxonomy places the organism in Eukaryota, Metazoa, Chordata, Mammalia, Rodentia, Cricetidae.
AGAGAACCCGGAGUUCCACGUCCCAAGCCAAGCCUCGUGAUCCUCGAAAACUGCAAGCCCCAGGAUGCAGCGCGGCGCAGGGACCCAGCGCCCGGCGCGGGCCCGCGAGCCACCGCCCUGAAACUAGGAAGACGCCCGAUUCCUUUGCCCGCCACGCCGCCGGGCGCGCGCGGAGCCUGCCGGGACUUGUAGUGUCCUUGGCUGGGAGUGCCCGCUCCGGAAUCUCAGUCGCCGUCUGGUGGGGUAGAGGCGGCGCGUGCACGCGUGCGCAGUGCGCGGGCGGGCCGUCGUGGGCGCCGCUCCCGGCAGCUGAGUGCCUGAAGGAGCCGGGUCCGCGUCGGCGCGGGUGCUCCGGGCGGAGGCCGCGUGUGAUGUUCAAGCCCAGAAAUGCCUUAUGUGGAUCGGCAGAAUCGCAUCUGUGGUUUUCUAGACAUUGAAGAAAAUGAGAACAGUGGGAAAUUUCUUCGACGGUAUUUCAUCCUGGAUACCAGAGAGGACAGCUUCGUAUGGUACAUGGAUAAUCCACAGAACUUGCCUUCGGGAUCAUCACGGGUUGGAGCCAUUAAACUUACCUACAUUUCAAAGGUUAGUGAUGCAACUAAGUUAAGGCCAAAGGCAGAGUUUUGUUUUGUUAUGAAUGCAGGGAUGAGAAAAUACUUCCUACAAGCCAAUGAUCAGCAAGACUUAGUGGAGUGGGUCAAUGUCUUGAACAAAGCUAUAAAAAUUACAGUACCAAAGCAGUCAGACUCACAGCCGGCUUCUGACAGCCUGAGUCGCCAAGGUGACUGUGGCAAGAAGCAAGUGUCUUACAGAACUGAUAUUGUUGGUGGUGUUCCCAUCAUCACUCCAACUCAGAAAGAAGAAGUAAAUGAAUGUGGUGAAAUUAUUGACAGAAACAAUUUGAAACGGUCCCAAAGCCAUCUUCCUUACUUUACUCCUAAGCCACCUCCAGACAGUGCAGUUAUCAAAGCUGGAUAUUGUGUGAAGCAAGGAGCAGUGAUGAAGAACUGGAAAAGAAGAUAUUUUCAAUUGGAUGAAAAUACAAUAGGCUACUUCAAAUCUGAACUGGAAAAGGAACCUCUGCGGGUAAUACCACUUAAAGAAGUUCAUAAAGUCCAAGAGUGUAAGCAAAGUGACAUAAUGAUGAGGGACAACCUGUUUGAAAUUGUAACGACUUCUCGAACUUUUUAUGUGCAGGCUGAUAGCCCUGAAGAAAUGCACAGUUGGAUUAAAGCAGUCUCUGGCGCCAUUGUAGCACAGCGGGGACCUGGCAGAUCAGCAUCUUCUGUUAACUCUAAUCUUAGCUUUGCACUGUGUUCCAGAUGCGGCAGGCCAGAAGGCUGUCGAACCCUUGUAUACAGAGGUAUACAUCAAGAGCUGGUGAAUGCAGCACGAGCAUUCCGGCUGCCCUUCAGAAUCCAAAUACACUGUCCGCCCUGCCGGGGCAGCAGCAGGCACCUCACAUUCCGCAGCCUCUCGCAGCCACUCUCUGGUCUCAAGCUAUACCAUGGAGAAGCGAGGAUUUUACGAAUCUCUUGCCAAGAUCAAGCCAGGGAACUUCAAGGUCCAGACUGUCUCUUCAAGAGAAUCAGCUUCCAAAGUGACUGAACAAGCUCUGCUUAGACCUCAGAAUAAAAAUGGCCCUCAGGGAAAAGGUGGUGAGCCAGUGGACUUAGAUGAUGCCAGCCUGCCAGUCAGUGAUGUGUAGGGUUGCCUGCCCCACUCAUCCCUCAGUGUCCUUUCAUGAGGGUUCUAGCCAAAGAUGAUAGAGGAUGGAUGGUUUCAGUGCAUAUAUUAUGUUGUCUCUUGGGUGUACUCUAUAAACUGGCAAACCGAGAAUCUAGGGAGUGGCCAAGUCAAUGUAAUUUCUUUAAGAAAGGAAGGAAAAAAGCUGUCUCCAUAUCAACUGUCUGAAGCUUUAUGUGUUUGGGUGGUAAAAAUGUGUGUGUGACUUUUUUUUUUCUAGUGACUUUGAAAUUUUAAAUAACAACUUAAAACAUUAAAAUUUCUUAUUAUUUGGUCAUUUAAAAUGCUAAUAUGACUCCCUAUGAAAUACUCAACAUUUACACAUUCUUAUCAGUUAACAUUAUCAAUUGGGACAUUGCUAGACAAAAAUUCUUACACUCAUGAUGUCGUGGUGCUGCAAAAUUUAUAUUGCAAUGUGGAUUAUAUAGAAAUUCUAACCAUUUUUGAUAUCAGGUGAGUGGUAAAUUUUGCAUAGAAGAUUUGAUUAGACUGUUGGUGCAGGUAGGAGUUGAACGGGGGUGGAACAGCAAAGGUGAGGGAUUAGAGCUCACCUAUUAUUAGCUUUAUGGCUAAGGUUUUUUUCUUUUUGGUGAGGACUUUUUUUUUUUUUGAGACAGAGUUUCUUUGUAUCCAUGUCUGUCCUGGAACUUGUGGUGAUCCUCCUGCCUUUGCUGCCUCCCAAAUUAUAGGCAUGUGUUACACAGUGUGAUACUUCUUUGAAAAAGCUUAGAAUUUGCACCUAUCAGUAUUUUAUUUCAGUAAAAAUUAUUUGGUCAUAAAUUUUGGGAAGAUCUGAUUUUUUUUGCCCAAGACAGUUUCUCUAUGUAGUCCUUGCUAUUCUGGAACUUGUUCUGUAGACCAGGCUGGCCUAAAACUCACAGAGAUCCUCCUGAGUGCUGGGAUUAAAGGCAUGUACCACAACAUCCAGCUGAUUUUUUUUUUUGCUGAUUUUUUUUUUUUUUUGUAAAUAGAUCUUAUUUUUGAAUUUGGAUUAGUGAAAGACCUCUCAGUUCAUAUGUGAAGUUAUAAAUGCCCUCAGUCAUGAAAUUGUUGUGGCCUCUACUUUUUCAUCAUUAAUAACCUAUAUUCAAGUGCCUGUGUCUUCUCAUCUCAUUUAGGAUGUGCUUCAAGUCCUACAUGAUUGGCUUUAAAUGUUUGAAUAAAUUAAUUUCAAUAGCAUAGUUUGAUAUGUUAAAUAAGAUAGCUUUUUAUGUCAGGGACACCAGAAUGUUGGUGUUCUACUAUCUGUGCAAUAUUUAUGUCUUGAAAUAAAUUGGAGUAUGCAUUUAAUCGUGGGGAUACCCUAAAUGGAAGUACCUCUCUAAAGAACCCAUAGUUUCCGGUGUCGAGUGAUAGACUGGUCUGAGCAAGUACUGUUUUGUGGCAAAGUCUUAAGUGUUUGCUUUCCCCAGGCUGCUGCUCUAUAGUAUUCCCAGUCCCACACACUUCUGUUUUGGUAACAUGGGUGUUAGUGUUUUGCCUUUUUAUGUUUUAAGACUACUUGUUGGAGGAGGAGGAGGAGGAGGAAAUCGCUUCUGUGUGGGGUCUAGGGGCCGAGAUGUGUUAUUUAGUUGUCCAGCACAAGAACAUACCACUUACCUUUUGUAUUCAUAAGCUAAUAUGUUAGAGUUCUAUGUAGUUUUCUUUUUUGCAACUGCAUUGGAAAACCAUAGGACAACGAGGUUUUUAAGCAAUCACCACCCUUCUGCUGCUGUGUUCAUUAUCCAGGCUCUUUGGGAAGUUCCUUUUUCAUGAACAUACCUAGGAACCGUGUACAGAUACUUUGCAGUAUUGAUGAGCCUGGCGCUGUUUUCUUUGGUACAGCCUCCACAGUGCACGUUUAUUUUAGCAUAUUUUGGUAUUGGUAAUUUGAUAUAUUUCAUGGUGGCAAAAUAUUAGCUCUAUUUUGGGACUUUUUAUAGAAUUACCUUUAUUCAAAAGCAUAGGAAUAUGUUCUUGUGGUUGUCAGAAUUUCUUAAUAUUUAUCUCAAUUCUUUUGUAAGCUAAUGGAAAUUAUUUAAUUAUUUUAAAACAUACCUUCUUGUAAAUAUGUCACAUCUGAAGUGUCAACAGUUACUUUGAAUACCGUAAUGUUUGCUGCAUUUUUUCCUGUGUGUAUAUUGUAUCUCCUUUCAGAACAGGAAUGUGCCUCCUGAUGUUUACUGUUACACCUGCUCUCUUUGUAUGUCCGAUUGGUUGAACACUGUAAUGACUUGAGAAUAAACUGCUCAGAAUUCA